AUGCCGGAAGAGGUGGCUUCCACAUCGUCCUCAACCGGAGCUUCAAAGGAGGCUGAGGGUAAAAAGAAAAACCUUCCGUGGAUUGAGAAAUACCGACCGCAGCGCUUUGAGGAAAUUGUUGGCAAUGAGGAAACGGUCGCUCGGUUGGGAAUAUUUGCUACACAGGGAAAUGCUCCGAAUAUUAUAAUAGCGGGUCCUCCGGGAGUGGGAAAGACGACAACUAUCCUGUGCCUGGCACGCAUUCUACUCGGGGCCAAUUUUCGUGAAGCCAUCCUCGAGCUCAAUGCCUCCAAUGAGCGUGGUAUCGACGUGGUACGGGGCAAGAUUAAAAUGUUUGCCCAACAGAAGGUAACGCUGCCCCGUGGGCGGCAUAAGAUCGUUAUUCUGGACGAAGCGGACAGUAUGACGGAAGGUGCCCAACAGGCCCUCCGGCGAACGAUGGAGAUCUACAGCAACACAACACGUUUCGCGUUGGCUUGUAAUACGAGCGAAAAAAUUAUCGAACCGAUCCAAUCCCGCUGUGCCAUGCUUCGGUUCUCGAAGCUUUCGGAUGCACAGGUUCUAGCCAAAGUGGUAGAAAUCUGUCAGCGGGAAACGCUAAGCUACGAUGAGGACGGGCUAGAAGCGAUCGUUUUUACUGCACAGGGCGACAUGCGGCAAGCGCUCAACAAUCUGCAGUCAACGGCGAAUGGGUUCGGGCACAUAAGCGGCGCGAACGUGUUCAAGGUGUGCGAUGAACCGCAUCCACUGCUCGUGCAGGAUAUGCUGCAGCAUUGCAUCAAGGGUGACAUCCACAAGGCUUACAAGAUCAUGAACAAGCUGUGGCGAUUGGGCUAUGCGGCGGAGGACAUUAUUGGCAAUGUGUUUCGCGUUUGCCGGCGUAUGGACAUGAAUGAGAAACUGAAGCUGUACUUCAUCAGGGAGAUUGGCGAAACUCAUAUGAAGAUUGUGGAUGGACUUAACUCGCUGUUGCAAAUGUCCGGGUUGUUGGCUCGUAUGUGUGAAGCUUCCUAUGAACAUUCCUAG
Molecule: messenger RNA, 1026 nt
Organism: Anopheles marshallii
Lineage: Eukaryota; Metazoa; Arthropoda; Insecta; Diptera; Culicidae
Gene: RfC4
Product: replication factor C subunit 2
Exons: 3
Coding region: 1-1026 (341 amino acids)
Biological process (GO): DNA repair; DNA-templated DNA replication
Cellular component (GO): nucleus; DNA replication factor C complex
Molecular function (GO): ATP hydrolysis activity; DNA clamp loader activity; ATP binding
Source: RefSeq, a predicted model, not a curated record